Molecule: messenger RNA, 2001 nt
Organism: Uloborus diversus
Lineage: Eukaryota; Metazoa; Arthropoda; Arachnida; Araneae; Uloboridae
Product: multiple epidermal growth factor-like domains protein 6
Exons: 13
Coding region: 52-2001 (649 amino acids)
Source: RefSeq, a predicted model, not a curated record
UGCAUCACCGGCUACGUCUUUAAAGGCAGGGAAGGAGAACACGAAAUAGAGAUGACGUGUGAACAGGGAAGAUGGUCACCUACACAGACCUUUCCGGUUUGUGUUUCGAGUGGCCUGUGCGAGCUGUCUCUCACUGGAGAAGGUUCUGGUUCUUAUAACUGCACCAUGGAAAUGAAUGGUAAAAAAUGUGAUGUUGUUUGUGACGGAAAACGUCAAGGGCGGUACUUCUGCUACCCGGGCAGACAAUGGGAGCCCAGACUACCGCAUUGUGUCCAAGCCAAAGGGGAUGCAACUGUCAUAAACGCUGAUCGUAGACGAUGCCAAUGUCAAAACGGAGGCACGUGUGAUGCUUAUGGACGCUGCGUCUGCCUUGCUGGAUGGUCUGGUGUUAAGUGUGAACAGUCGAACAGUCACUGCAAGUUGGUACUAACUGGACACAGUAAUGGCUCUUACGACUGCACAACUGAAAUGAAUGGAACCGUAUGUGAAGUUCAGUGCAAUGGAAGGAAACGGGGGUACUUCUACUGUUACCCGGACAGUGAUUGGCAGCCCAGACUUCCCGAUUGUGUGAAGGUGAAAGAAGAUGCAGCUUCCAACCGCAUACGCUGUCAGUGCCAAAAUGGUGGUUAUUGUGACGCCGAUGGCCGAUGCGUCUGCCCUGCUGGAAGAUCAGGGACCAAGUGUGAAAAAGGAGGCCCAGCGAUCAUAGACGAUAACCUUACGCGAUGUCAGUGCCAGAAUGGUGGCAUUUGCGACAACGAUGAACGUUGCCUCUGUCCUGAUGGAUGGUCAGGAACUUACUGUGAGAAAGUGUCCUGUGCGGAUCCGGGUCCAUUAGCCAAUGCCGACAGCGUGAACAUGUUUGGAGCUUCUGCUUCUUCCAGGACAAAUUACAGACCUGGAGAGAUUGUAUACUUUUCCUGCAACCCAGGUUUCGGUUUACAGGGCUCAGCCUACAUCACUUGCCAAACGUCUGGAAGCUGGACCGAGAAGCCAACAUGCGUCCAACUGACUAGAGCUGCACCGACUACUUCACCUAGUCCUGCCGAUUCCGAUUCUGUAAGCCUGGAUUGCCCUGAUCCCGGUAGCAUCGCCAAUGGCAUACGCAAGUCCUAUCCGCCCCUGAACGACCAGCAACGCGGGUACCAGCGAGGGAGUCGCGUGACCUACUCUUGUAAGGAGGGAUAUCAGCUGCAAGGAGUCGAGUCCAUCUUCUGCUUGAUCGGCGGGGAAUGGUCCUCCACCAAACCCGAAUGUGACCAAGUUCCUAGAUCAGAUGAUGAAACUGUCAUACACGCUUAUGAUGGUCCUUGCCAGUGUCAAAAUGGCGGCUACUGUGAAAGCCCUGGACGUUGUGUCUGUCCAUCUGGGUGGUCAGGUAUUUACUGUGAGAAUGCUGAGGAGCUUGGAGAUCUGUACUGUCUUGACCCUGGAGUUGUGGAAAAUGCACAACGCGAGUCCUAUCCUCCCGUGAGUGCCCGACAACGGGGGUACCUCCAGGGAACUCGCAUGACUUACACCUGCAAGGAAGGGUACCAUCUACUGGGAGCUCAGUCCAUAUUUUGCUUGGUUGGCGGAGAAUGGUCCUCCAGUAGACCCACAUGCGAUCCAAUCCCCAGAGCAGAAGAGGAAGCUGGCAUUCUCGUUUAUGACGUACAAUGUGAGUGUCAAAAUGGUGGGCAAUGUGACAGCGCUGGACGAUGCAUAUGCCCUGCUGGAUGGUCAGGCACUUACUGUGAGAAAAGGGCACUCGAUGGUGGAAGUUUGUACUGUCUCGACCCUGGAGCAGUCGCCAAUGCUGAACGCACCUCAAUUCCUCCCCUGAGUUCCCGCCAAAGGGGUUUUCUUCAGGGUAGCCGUGUGACGUACACCUGCAGGGAAGGGCACCAACUGCAAGGAGACGCGUCUAUGUUUUGCCUGGAUAAUGGAGAAUGGUCCACCACAAAGCCCAAAUGCGAACCAAUCCAUACAGUCCAGGAAACACACAUUCCAGCGAGCUAG